AGAUGCUGGAUGAUGUAUCUCACUCAGGACAAAAUGCGCCAUUUAAGCAUAAAGUCGUUAUUAUUAUUAUUAAUAAUAACUUGUCAGAAAAACAAUUUGUCAGAAGGGAACUCUACAUAUUUGCCCAGGAUGACAUUUACAGACAAGGAGAUAGCUUUCAGAAGGUUACGUUUCCAUGGACAUCACACGGGCAUAUUGACUGUUCAGGAAGAGCAGCCGGACAUAGUCACAGCUGCUGGACAAAGACACCUUCAUUCUUUCGACUUUCAAAACCAUGGGAAGACUGUGGGACGUGAUGUGCUGUGGAAGGAAUGUGCUGGCAGUGGGGCCAUAUCAGGAGCUUGUAAUUAUAACAUCACUGUGCUCCACAAGAGGAAUGAAGCCAACCAGCUGUUUCUGUGUGGAACCAAUAAUGAGGAUACGACAUGUUGUAAUAUGAACAUCUCAGAGCCAUCAUCUCCGUGCACUUCCUCUAAAGAUAUUGUGAAGAUAAAGUCAAGCAUAAAGGAAUUUAGCAUAAAGCAAGGCGAACCAUCCGUCCUUAUCGAACGUGGAGGACACUCAGAGCUCUAUAUCACUCACUCUGGAGCACAGGAUUGUGUUGGCAUCCACAAGUUUGGGGAGAACCGAGUUGAACCAGCAAGCCAAAGAAAGGAGCAGCAAUAUGUGGGUUUGGUGCUCAGCAGACAGAGAGAUGAUCCACUGCAGGACAAACUUUAUGCUUUCUAUAAGGAGAAAAACACAGAUUUUGGCAUGGACAGUGACAUGUGGCUCCCUUUUGUGUCCCAGGUUUGCAUGGCAGAUAAAGGUGGGUCCAAGAGCUACCGACAGUUUAUGUGGACGUCCCAGCUGAAUGCCAGGCUCUACUGUGGAGGCCGGGACAGGAGACAGCACUACUCUGAACUGGUAGAUGUGGCUGCUGCACAUGCAGACCAGUGGCAGCACACCAGGGUGUACGCACUUUUCAGAAAUGAAUGGGGGAUGAGCGCUGUGUGUGUCUAUACGAUACAGGAUAUUGAGAAGAUCUUCAGACACUCCAGUUUCAAAGGGCACAGCACAAAAAUCCCAAGUCCAAGACCUGGAACAUGUGUUGAGGACAGCACAAAGCUCUCCUUUGAUGUCCUGAAGGUAGUUGAAGACAACUCAGAGAUGGUGGAUAGAGUCCUUCCUCUCAACGAUACUGGUCCACUUCUCGUUAGCCACCACCACUACACUCACAUCUGCAUUGACAGUUUCUAUAACAAGAGGAACCAAAGCCAUACAGUCCUGUUUCUGUCCCUAGAGAAUGGAAGAAUUCAUAAGGUUAUGGAGGAUAAGAGUCAGGCCUUUUUCAUCUCAGAAUAUCGACCUUUUAACCACAGGGCCCACAUUGUCAGCAUGGUGCUCCACUCCUCCUCUAGGAAGCUGUAUGUGAGCUCCAGCAGUGAACUGGUCCAGCUUGAUGUGGGGAGCUGUGCUGGGUAUGGAGCCAGAUGUGAGGAGUGUAACCUCGCCAGAGAUCCCUACUGCAGCUGGAAUGGCACCCACUGCUCUCCUGAUACACAAGAGACAGAGACCCUGCAGGAUGUGGUGGAAGAGAAUCAUACCGAGUGCCCAGAAGAAAAUGCCUUUGAAAAAGUGUCUACGUCCCUCUCUGUCGGAGGUAAAAAGGAAUCGAUGGAGCACAUUACAGUUCCCUUGCGGGCCAAGUAUUUCCUCCAGUGCCCAAUGUCAUCACACCAUGCUGAAUACACCUGGCAUCACCCUAACAACUUGACGUCCUGCAGCCCAACUGAGCAGCAGUGCCUUGUUCUGAUUGACAGCAUGGGACCCGACCAGGAGGGGACCUACCGUUGUGUGUCGUCGGAGAAGGGCUACAACAGAACCAUAGCACUGUUCCACCUACAGCUGGACAGAAGCGCAGCAGGCCAGGCAUCAAGCCCACUGACCUGGGUUUAUCUGAUGGCUGUGGUUUUAGCUCAGGGCACUUCAGUAAUAGCAAUACAGUAGCUACGGCUAGGGCUGAAGGACAGAUUUAGCUCUCAAAGUUGCAUUUAUGGUGCUUUUAUG
Messenger RNA from Myripristis murdjan (pinecone soldierfish), 2049 nucleotides. Its product is annotated as semaphorin-7A. Gene Ontology annotation, molecular function: semaphorin receptor binding; chemorepellent activity. Gene Ontology annotation, biological process: positive regulation of cell migration; negative regulation of transcription by RNA polymerase II; axon guidance. Bases 10 to 1989 code for a protein of 659 amino acids. Gene Ontology annotation, cellular component: plasma membrane. Lineage: Eukaryota; Metazoa; Chordata; Actinopteri; Holocentriformes; Holocentridae. The record is from RefSeq and is a predicted model, not a curated record. The transcript has 14 exons.